Sclerotinia borealis F-4128 is the source of this 1863-nucleotide messenger RNA. NCBI's taxonomy places the organism in Eukaryota, Fungi, Ascomycota, Leotiomycetes, Helotiales, Sclerotiniaceae. The record is from the annotation of a GenBank genome assembly.
AUGGCUACUUCGAUUUUCACGCGCAUACCAUGGCGCACAGUUAGUAAGUUGGGAGUAUCGGCAAACCCAGUCUUCUCGAAUGCCUUCAGAACACCACAACGUGCAAUUGCACCCCUCACAUCACAAUCUGUCAGGCAUAUGUCGAAUACACCUAAUGCACCAAACCCCGCUUCUACAGAGACAACCUCGAUAACCCCGCCCGCAGCAGAACCUACCGCCGAAGAUAUCUUCGAUGUCCGCUACCCCCGUAACGUCCAAGCCAUCUACCUCCGCCCCCUACGUCGCGAAGCCGAAUACGGGGUCCCCUCCUGCGAUCUACAACUGCGAUCCUACAACAUCCGCAAUCUGGAAUUCUUCUCCGACUUCGCUCUCCGCGCUGCAUACUAUCUCCAUUUACCUGCAUUUGGACCUGUACCUUUGCCUAAAAUGAUCGAGAGAUGGACGGUACCAAGGUCGCAUUUCAUUCAUAAGAAGAGCCAAGAGAAUUUUGAGAGAAAGACGUUGAGGAGGUUGAUUCAGAUUAAGGAUGGACAUCCGGAGACGGUGGCAUUAUGGUUGGCGUUUUUGAGGAAACACGCAUAUUACGGGAUAGGAAUGAAGGCGAAUGUUUGGGAGUAUGCUAAGAUUGGUGUCGGCAAGGAUAUGGAUGCUAGUAUGGAGGAGAUGAGGGAAGUUAUGGCACCACAGUGGGAGCUGUUUGGUAGGAGGCAGGGUAAUGAGACGUCGGACAAGGUUAUGGAGAUUCUGAAUAGGGAGAGCUUUAAGGCGGCUGUGGGAGGCAGCGCUCCCGGAGUUAGAGUUGAGCCCCAUGCUCAAGAGUCACCCACCCCGGCAGCGCCUCCAGAACGUGAAGUCACGAAUUCUGCACGCUGCCCUCCCAAACCGCAACCACAUUUGUCAACGACACCAAAGCACGAAACCCGGCCCACCUCGAGUAAUAUUUUCCGGCAUCCAACCCACGGGAAUCCCACAUCUAGGGAAUUAUCUCGGAGCGCUCAAGAACUGGUGCCGCAGAAAAAGGGGGAGUUGAGUAGGGCGAAGAAGGAGACGUUGGCGACGCUGUUGGCGAUGGAGUUGGAUCCGGAGAGGUGUUCCUGCGCAUUCGGAGUUGAUGUGGAUAUUGAGUUGUACGUCUUCGAUGGGAGUAAAUUAUCUCUCGAAGAUGAUGCUUCACCGUUAGAUGGUGGCAAGAAAUCUCCAAUCAAACUGGGAUUAUUUUCAUAUCCUGUUCUGCAAGCUGCGGAUAUUUUGGUUCACGGGGCUAAUAGUAUACCGCCAAGAGCAACCCACGUCCCCGUCGGCGAAGAUCAAGCCCAGCAUCUUGAAUUUGCCCGUGAAUGCGUCACGAAUUUCAACCAUGCACAUAGACACUGUCUCAUUGCACCGGAAACCAUUCUUUCCCCUACCAAACGCAUAAUGUCACUCACAACCCCCACUCAAAAAAUGUCCAAAUCGCACCCCUCGCCCCUCUCCCGCAUCCUCCUCACCGACUCCCCAGAAACCGUUAGCAAGAAAAUCACAUCCGCGCAGACCGACUCCCGCCACAGCAUUUCCUAUAGUCCCACUGAACGACCUGGCGUGACGAAUCUGCUUACGUUAUGGUCAUCAUUCGAUACCCAAUUCCCGAAAAGAAACCCAAGUCAAAUAGCUGCUGAAUGUGCGUUGAAGGGGUUGACUCUGAGGGAUGUGAAGAGAGAGGUGGCUGAGGUGGUGAAUAAGGGAUUAGAGGGCAUUAGCAAGGGGUACGAGAGGGUGUUGGGGGAUGAGGGGUAUGUGGAGGAGGUAGCUAGAAAGGGGGGGAUUAAGGCGAGGGAGAAUGCGGAGGAGACGAUGGUUAAAGUUAGAGAGGCGGUGGGGUUCUAG